Molecule: messenger RNA, 2241 nt
Organism: Elaeis guineensis (African oil palm)
Lineage: Eukaryota; Viridiplantae; Streptophyta; Magnoliopsida; Arecales; Arecaceae
Product: putative 4-coumarate--CoA ligase-like 8
Cellular component (GO): peroxisome
Molecular function (GO): CoA-ligase activity
Source: RefSeq, a predicted model, not a curated record
GAGAGAGAGAUGGCAGGCUCCUCAUUUAUUACACGAGAAGAGAGAAGCUUCUUCUGCCCCUCCACCGGCAUCUACAACGGUCCAUGGAGUUCGUCGCUGGCUCCCACACCACCUCUCUCGCUUCCCCAAUUCCUCCUCUCCCACUCCGCUUCCUCCUCCUCCUCCAAGCCCGCUUUCAUCGAUGCGGAGACCGGCGUAGCCCUCACCUUCGCCAACCUCCGCGCUCUCACCGCCGCCGCCGCCCGUGCACUCGCCGUCCUCGGCGUCCGCCGUGGCGACGUCGUCCUUCACGUCUCUCCCAACUCUCUCCACUUCCCCGCUCUCGUCCUCGCCGUCAUGUCCCUCGGCGCCGUCUUCUCCACCGCCAACUUCCUCCAAACCCGCUCGGAGAUCCAAUCCCAGGUUCAAGAUUCCGGCCCCGUUCUCAUCCUCACCACCGCUGACCUCGCCCCCAAGCUCGACGGCCUCAUACCCCGCCCUCCGACCCUGAUCGACCAAUUCCUCGCAUCGCUCUCCAUCGAUCGGAACGCCCCGGUCGAGUUCCCCGGCGUGGGCCCAGCCGAUCCGGCGGCGCUGAUGUACUCGUCCGGGACGACGGGGAAGAGCAAGGGGGUGGUGAGCUCGCACGGGAAUCUGGUGGCGAUGGCCAGCGUUCUGCGGCACGUGUGGGGGAGGAGGGAGGAGGUGUACGCGUGCGUGGUGCCGCUGUCCCACAUGUUCGGCUUCUCGGUGUUUGUGUGCGGGGCGGUGGCGGCGGGGGCGACGGUGGUGGUGCUUCGGCGGUACGCGCUGGAUGAGCUGCUGAUGGCGGUGGAGGAGCACCGGGUGACGCUGCUGCCGGCGGUGCCGCCGAUGGUGGUGCAGCUGGCGAGGUCGGGCGGCGUGGCGCGAGCCAAUUACGAUCUGCGCUCGCUCAGGGAGGUGAUCAGCUCCGGCGCGCCGCUCGGGAGGGACAACAUGGAGCGCUUCGCCGACGCAUACCCCGGCAUAACCCUAUCUCAGUGCUAUGGCUUAACUGAAACAAGUGGUCCGGUAACCGUUUGUCAUGGGCUUAAAGGAAGAUUCCAAAUUUCCAUUGGAAGAUUGAUCCCUACUGUGGAGGCAAAGAUAGUUCACGUACGCACCGGGAAAGCUCUUCCACCGAACGAACACGGGGAAUUAUGCCUUAGGGGCCCUCCUGUUAUGCAGGGUUAUCUGAAGAACCAGGAAGCCACAUCUCUGGCUAUUGAUGAAGAAGGAUGGCUACGCACUGGGGAUUUGUGCUAUAUUGACACGCAGGGGCAUGUCUACGUCGUUGACAGGAUCAAAGAGCUCAUAAAAUACAAAGCUUACCAGGUAGCCCCAGCAGAGCUUGAAGAGGUUCUCUCCACCCAUCCAGAGAUUCUCGAUGUUGCCGUGACACCGUACCCAGAUGAGGAGGCAGGAGAGAUUCCAAUGGCAUGUGUAGUGAGAAAGGCAGGGAGCAAAAUCAGAGAAGAAGAUAUAAUUUCUUUUAUGGAGAAGAAGGUCGCCCCUUACAAGAAGAUCAGGAAAGUAUUGUUUGUGGAAAUCAUCCCAAGAUCACCUUCAGGAAAGAUCCUCCGGCGGCAUCUAAAGGCUACAGUCAUGCAGCAUCGAAAGCUAGGAAUUUCUGCAAGGCUAUAGAAAAAGAUUUCUUCAGUAUCUUUAUACAUUGAAUUGUUACGUUGAAACUUUAUAGCUGAUAGGGAUUAACUGGAUGUUACAUUGUGGCAUUACAACUGAUUCAUUUGAUGUUAUAUAUGUUGGUUAAUUAGCUCCCCAAGGAGAUAAUCUUCCUAAAGACGAAUUCGUCCGUCUGCUGCGUGUUGCAAUGGAUCCUUCACGCUUACCACCUUUGGGAGCAUUUGUCCAAUGACAAAACAAUGCAUCGUCACAGCAGACUAUGGAACAAGCUGAAAUCUCUAUUUAGCUCCCCCUCGCUUUAAUGUCUCUUCCUUGUCUGAGGUCGUGGAUUUAAUUUGUGGUUUCUUCAUGCAGAAAUUGCUUUUGGAAAGGUCUGUUAGUCUGCUAAGCUUUAUUUCGUCGGUACCAAAACUGCAGUUUGACAUUCAGCAGCCUCUGUUCUAUCUUCUGAGCUUCAUUCUCACCCCUUGACAUCUCUACUUGGUCCUCUUAGCUUUCUUCUCUCCUUUUCUCCUCUGCUCACCCCUGCUGCUUGUAUUGUAAGUCUACCAUUGUAUAUACUUCGCAUACUUAAAUAAAUUCAGGUGGCUGUUACGG